AUUUUUGACAAUGCAAAGAUAUACGCACAGCAUGUUUAAUCUCUUCCGCGAGUGCUGCUAGGGUUUUGUCCAUCGCAGUCCUAAGAAGCAGAGCCUCAGGCAGAAUCGAAAAUGGUGAAGAGUCGCCAAGGAGAGAAUGUCAGACUCUAUGUUCGAGGAACUAUUCUCGGAUACAAGAGGUCCAAGUCGAACCAAUACCCAAACACAUCUCUGAUUCAGAUCGAGGGCGUGAACACUAAGGAGGAGGUAGCUUGGUACUGUGGUAAGCGUAUGGCCUAUAUAUACAAGGCUAAGGUGAAGAAGAAUGGUACCCACUAUCGCUGCAUUUGGGGCAAGGUAACUAGGCCUCACGGUAACAGUGGUGUUGUUCGUGCCAAGUUCAAGUCUAAUCUCCCUCCCAGAUCUAUGGGAGACAGGGUCAGAGUCUUCAUGUAUCCCAGCAACAUAUAAGUGGUACGCUUGGUGGAGGAUGCAAGGUGGAAUAGUUGAAUUUGGAUCUUGCCCUUACAUGAGAGUUGAGCUUUUAGGUUUUGUUCUCAGGAGCAAUACUAGCUAGCUGCUUUUUAUUGUUUUGUUUGUUUAAUUUGUAUGGAUUUUGAAACAUGAGACAAUGUUCAUGGUUUAUCUCGAAAUUGAGAUCUAGUUUUUUGGCA
Molecule: messenger RNA, 653 nt
Organism: Hevea brasiliensis (rubber tree)
Lineage: Eukaryota; Viridiplantae; Streptophyta; Magnoliopsida; Malpighiales; Euphorbiaceae
Product: 60S ribosomal protein L35a-1
Exons: 5
Coding region: 112-450 (112 amino acids)
Biological process (GO): cytoplasmic translation; ribosomal large subunit biogenesis
Cellular component (GO): ribosome; cytosolic large ribosomal subunit
Molecular function (GO): structural constituent of ribosome
Source: RefSeq, a predicted model, not a curated record